UGUUCGGUAUCCUUUUUUUUUAGUUGCGAUGAUUGUUUAGCUGAGUUUCUUAUUGCUUAUCUAUAUAUUAUGUAUCAAAUCUCCUUGUUUGAUCUAUGAUCAUCUUUCUAGGGUUUUGCUCGAUUUCCCGGAUUCGGGUGGGAAAUCAUCAUCUGAUCGAUUAUCGCGGCUGGACAUGGAGGGAUUUAUACGGACAAAACAACAUCUCGUUGAUCUUAACUAAUCAACAUCUCGUUGAUCUCUAUCUUAUCAACUCCUCGUUGAUCUCUAUCUUAUCAACUCCUCGUUGAUCUAACUGAUCAAUUCUCGUUGAUCUCUCGAAUCAACAUCUCGUUGAUCUAACUGAUCAAUUCUCGUUGAUCUCUCGAAUCAAUCCCUCGUUGAUCUUGUUAAAUCAAUUCGUUGCUCAGUA
Messenger RNA from Arabidopsis thaliana (thale cress), 412 nucleotides. RefSeq lists its product as uncharacterized. The transcript has 2 exons. The record is from RefSeq and is marked reviewed. The coding region runs from base 96 to 290 and encodes 64 amino acids. NCBI's taxonomy places the organism in Eukaryota, Viridiplantae, Streptophyta, Magnoliopsida, Brassicales, Brassicaceae.